Molecule: messenger RNA, 1056 nt
Organism: Truncatella angustata
Lineage: Eukaryota; Fungi; Ascomycota; Sordariomycetes; Amphisphaeriales; Sporocadaceae
Product: carbohydrate esterase family 16 protein
Exons: 3
Coding region: 1-1056 (351 amino acids)
Molecular function (GO): hydrolase activity, acting on ester bonds
Source: RefSeq, a predicted model, not a curated record
AUGGGUUUGCUCCCACUACUCCUAGCAGCCAGCGUCGCUGCUUCAUCCUGUAGCACGGGAAAGCUAACGAAUGUUGAGAAUUUGAUCUCUUUUGGUGACAGCUACACGGACCAGGGACGCCUAUCCGCAUACUUUGCUAAUCACGGCGUUACGCCACCGCCGGCUACUAAUACGUCCGGGAGCAACUUCACCUCAACGGGCGGGUAUGCUUGGGGCCAUUUUGCAUCACAGCAGCUGGGUGCAACAUACUACGAUUAUGCCGUAAGCGGAGCUUUCUGCUCGAAUGAGAUCUUCUCGCGUUAUUUGGCUGGCAUCAACCGUACAUUUCCAUCAGUUUUAGAAGACGAGAUACCUUCUUUCUUGGAAGAUAUCGCGUAUGUGAACGAAUCUACAAGUACGAACACUUUCUACACAAACAGGCAGUCCGACAACACCCUCUAUGCACUCUGGAUCGGGACCAAUGAUCUCGGCAUUGAUGCUUUCCUCACAGACUCUCAAAAUCCUGGGUUGACGAUAACCAACUUCAUUGAUUGCAUCUGGGAAGUUUUUGAUAACAUCUACAAGACCGGCGGCCGCCACUUUGUACUGCUCAACACCGCACCCCUUGAACUCUCGCCGCUGUAUGCGGCACCACAGAACAGCGGCAUAGGCGACAACCACUAUUGGACAGAUAAGACCACCUACAACAUGACGGAAUACGAGCAGAAAAUGUUGGAGUACACGACAAGUGUUAAUACAAUGUUUGAUUAUGGCGUUCCAGUCCAGACAAAGAUCAAGUCGCGUUGGCCGGGCUCUUCCGUUACGAUCUUUAAUGUUCAUCAGCUCAUUCUUGAUAUUCACAAUAAUCCUGAGCAGUAUCUCGACGCACCUGCCAACACCACUGGCUUCUACUACAAUUGCGGCGUGGAUAACUCGAAAUGUAUCGCUUCCGAGAACGCUCUAUCUUCGUUCUUAUGGUACGACGAGCUCCAUCCGUCUGAAAGAACUGAUCAAAUAAUUGCCAAUGAGUUCGUCGAGCUCGUCUCGGGAAAUUCUUCCUAUGCGACUUACUGGUGA